Molecule: messenger RNA, 990 nt
Organism: Osmia lignaria (orchard mason bee)
Lineage: Eukaryota; Metazoa; Arthropoda; Insecta; Hymenoptera; Megachilidae
Product: phosphatidate cytidylyltransferase, mitochondrial
Biological process (GO): CDP-diacylglycerol biosynthetic process; cardiolipin biosynthetic process
Cellular component (GO): mitochondrion
Molecular function (GO): phosphatidate cytidylyltransferase activity
Source: RefSeq, a predicted model, not a curated record
AUGAUAGAUCUCAUUUUUGUUGUUCGUAAUAUAAAACAAUGGCACUCUGAAAACUUACAACUGAACCCCAAGCAUUAUGCUCAACCAUUGAGAUUUCUUGGACCUAGAGCAAUUGCAAAUGUACAAGAGAAUUGGGGUGCUAAGAUAUAUUAUAAUACAUUGGUUAAAAUAACAGAAGAAUGUACUAUCAAGUAUGGAGUAGUUUCUGAAAUUUCAUUAAUAGAAGAUUUGUUAGAUUGGAAUGAUUUGUAUUUAGCAGGAAGAUUGCAUAAACCGGUUAAAGUAUUGGUAGAACCGGAUGAACAUACCCAAAUACCUACAGCUCUAGUACAAAACUUACAUUCAGCUGUUCAUGCAGCACUGUUAUUACUUCCACAAUACUUUACAGAAAUUGAGUUUUAUAAAACUAUAGCUGGUUUAUCUUACAAUGGUGAUUUUCGAAUGAUCUUUGGUGAAAAUAAGGAAAAAGUUAAUAACAUUGUCCUACCCCAGCUAACAUAUUUUAAAGAAUUGUACAGUCCAGUUUUGCAACAUUUUGAAAAUUAUGUGGAUGUUCCAAAAUCGGAUAACUCGAUGCUCACUUGUCAUCAGGAUACAAGCCCGGCAACAAAAAUACAUCAUUUAAAUCAGUUGCCUCGAAUACCGCAAGUUAAACUUGUAAGAGCAUGGUCACAGGGUCCAGGGUCAAAGGACACAGAAGAUUGUUUACGCGCAAUUGCUCAUGAUCCUGAAUGCGGUGAAAUAUUAGAAGGCUGCUUGAAACAAAUUGUAUGGAGAUCCAGUACUACUCAAAGUUUGAAAGGGAUUAUUACUGCUGGAUUUAUAAAAUCCGUUAAGUAUAGUGCAGCAAAAGUAAUCAAGAUGUUACAAGCAGAUCCACAAAAAAAUUCUGUAACAAAGUUAGAAUCAGAUCAGAUUAAAGUUAAAAGAAUGGUAGAAACUGUGAAGAAUCAGACACAAUCAAAGGAAACAGAGAAGCGCAUAGAGUAG